Molecule: messenger RNA, 1914 nt
Organism: Botrytis fragariae
Lineage: Eukaryota; Fungi; Ascomycota; Leotiomycetes; Helotiales; Sclerotiniaceae
Product: putative phosphoglycerate mutase protein
Exons: 3
Coding region: 1-1914 (637 amino acids)
Source: RefSeq, a predicted model, not a curated record
AUGGGUAGGCCGCCGGCUGUUAUCAUUGUUGUCAGACAUGGUGCUCGCCUCGAUCAAGCUGAUAAUCAGUGGUACCUCACAACUCCGACUCCAUACGAUCCGCCUCUUACAUAUGGUGGAUGGUCGCAAUCAAGAGCUCUCGGUGCCCGUAUAGCUAACAUCCUACGAACCCGCGAGACGGAUGAUGAGUUUGUUGGUCGAGAUGUUCAAAAUGGAGGUAAAAAUAGAAAGAGAAGGCACAAAGUUAUUAUACACACCUCGCCAUUUUUGCGCUGCGUCCAGACAUCAGUUGCCAUAAGUUCUGGCCUUGCACAAAACCCGGGUCACACACAUCACCCUCAACGAUCUCCCUCCACACAUUCCCAGCACAAAAGUUCGCAGAUGCACUCGUCACCCAGAGUCCGUCCGACUACAUCAACAGACUCGCCUAGACUAGCCCCACUCCUGGAGACUACAACUAUUGCGUCGAGUUCGAGUAACAAGAUCAUCGGACAAACUGAAAACAUAAAAAAAUCGAUAGUACGAGUUGAUGCAUUUCUCGGAGAAUGGCUCGCUCCCGAUUACUUCGAACAUAUCACUCCGCCUCCAAGCUCUAUUAUGAUGGUAGCCGGUGCUAAAGCCGAUUUGUUACGAAGAGAGGAUCACAAUAGCUUGAUACAUGUGCGAGACUUUUCCGCCCAAGGUUCAUCCUUUCAACCAUUUCCAGGUGGAUGGGGAAGUCCUAUUACAGCUGAGAAAAAAGAGUUUCCAUCAGUGUCGAGUUUGAGCCAUGCGCUGCCCAGAAGAGAUCGAACGAGCAGUUUGAGUAGCGUGGGAAGUGAUGGAAAUCGUCAAGGCUUGAAGGCCGAUGGUCAUCUGCCCACUUCUGAACAUGGCAUUUAUCAACCACCUGUUCCGAGUUAUGCAAUUUCUACGUCUGAUCCUAUACCACCUGGAUAUGCUACGCACGCUAGAGAUGCAUGUGUUGAUGUUGAUUAUCAAUGGGACAGUAUGCGCGAGCCUUUGAGUUGGGGAAAUGGUGGCGAAUAUGGUGAAGAAUGGCCCUCGAUGCAUAAAAGAUUUCGCAAAGGCCUCCACAGCAUGUUAGAUUGGUAUAAUACCAGUGAGAAUUUUGAUAGAAUGGCAACCAAGACUCCUUCUAGUCCAGAGCUUGAAAAGCACUUUUCCAUUGACGAAGAUCAGGAAGAUGAGGAUACGGACUUGGUUCUUAUCCUGGUCACUCAUGGCGCUGGAUGCAAUGCCCUCAUUGGUGCCUUGACUAACCAACCACUCUUGAUGGACGUCGGGAUGGCAUCAUUAACUAUGGCCGUCCGAAAACCUACUCCAGAAGAGACCCCGCUUCCUCCCCCGAAUUCAUUAAUCGCAAACGAAUAUGAUAUAAAACUAUUAGCAAAUACAGAGCACCUUCGAUCUACUCCGAAUAGUACUGCCUCUUCCCGCAAUCCUUCUAUUGCAAAUCUGUCUACAUUCCGCGAACGUCAACCUGCAGAUCCAAACCGUUCCACGACUGUAAACUCCAGUCUAGGCAGUAUCAGAAGAACAGCAAGCAUAGCGAGUUCUCAGCCUCGCACGUUUACACCGGCCAGGCAAUCAUCUAUUGGGCUUUGGAGCGCCACUCCUCCGCUUAGGGAAUCCGUCGAUGAAAACGAUGACACGGAUGGUGAUAGCAUGAUAUUGAAUUUUGGAGAUGAUGGAACAAACGCAAAAACGCUAGUCCCAUCGACAUCGGCCGUUGAAGAAGACAAUAAAGCAACCGUGGCGAAAAACCAAGAGAUAGAAAUAAGUGCAGUAGAGGAAGAUGAAGUUGCUCCCUUGGGAUUAUGGGGUUCGCCAAGAUUACAAGCAAGUUCGGGCCCAGCUGUAGAUCCUGGACAUGCGCCAAAGAGAAGGUGGACGGUUAACGAAAGAUCAUGA